AUGCUUAGCAGCUCUGUCGAGGUGCCCAGUCCCGGCCACGGCGGUAUGUCCGGUCUCUCCGUGAUGAGGGUGGCGGCGGUGGGGAACGUGGUCCGGUCCUCCAGUAUCUCGGGAGCUGUAUACAGCCUGGAGAAGAGUCCCGGCAGUGGUGGUGGGCCGGGAGAGGCGGGAACGCUGACCGGGAACAAGAAGAGACGAUCCAGCCUUGGAGCUAAGAUGGUGGCCAUUGUGGGACUGUCGCAGUGGAGCAAGAGUACCCUGCAGCUCAACCAGCAAGAAGAACGAGUGAAGAAGCUGCGCGGUACGAUCCGACGGAGCACGGAGACGGGCAUCGCUGUGGAGAUGAGGAACCGGGUCACACGACAGGGCAGCAAGGAGUCCACGGACGGCAGCACCAACUCCAACAGCUCUGACGGAACGUUUAUCUUCCCCCCUACUCGCAUGGGUCCAGAGAGCCAGUUUAGUGACUUCCUGGAUGGACUAGGCCCCGCCCAGAUCGUAGGCCGACAGACAUUAGCCACACCCUCCAUGGGUGACGUCCAUGUGGGUAUGGUGGACAGAGGAGGCCAGAUAGAGGUGGAGAUCAACCAGGCCAGGGGACUGACCCCUAAACCAGGGUCAAAGAACAUCCCAGCGAUCUACGUGAAGGUGUAUGUGUUGGAGAAUGGGGCGUGUCUGGCUAAGAAGAAGACCAGAGUGGUGAAGAAGACUCUAGACCCUUCCUACCAACAGGCCCUGCUGUUUGAAGAGAGUCCUCAGGCCAAAGUCCUCCAGGUGAUUGUGUGGGGUGACUAUGGGCGGAUGGACCACAAGUGCUUCAUGGGCAUGGCUCAGAUCAUGCUAGAUGACUUGGACCUUGGUGCCACGGUGAGCGGAUGGUACAAGCUGUUCCCCACCUCGUCUCUGGCUGACCCCAGCAUCGGACCCCUCACACGGCGACUGUCCCAGUCCUCACUGGAGAGCUGUGUCACCAGCCCCUCCUGUACCUAG
This is a messenger RNA of Salvelinus namaycush (lake trout), 990 nucleotides long. It is a transcript of the gene rims3, whose product is annotated as regulating synaptic membrane exocytosis 3. The transcript is spliced from 6 exons. Gene Ontology annotation, biological process: regulation of synaptic plasticity; regulation of membrane potential; calcium ion-regulated exocytosis of neurotransmitter. The coding region runs from base 1 to 990 and encodes 329 amino acids. Gene Ontology annotation, molecular function: small GTPase binding; transmembrane transporter binding. NCBI's taxonomy places the organism in Eukaryota, Metazoa, Chordata, Actinopteri, Salmoniformes, Salmonidae. Gene Ontology annotation, cellular component: cytoskeleton of presynaptic active zone; presynaptic membrane. The record is from RefSeq and is a predicted model, not a curated record.